Molecule: messenger RNA, 723 nt
Organism: Entrophospora sp. SA101
Lineage: Eukaryota; Fungi; Glomeromycota; Glomeromycetes; Entrophosporales; Entrophosporaceae
Source: the annotation of a GenBank genome assembly
AUGACAUGGAAAGAUUAUCUUGAUGUUUUGGAAGAGUAUGUUGAAAUGAAAUUUGAAAGACAAGAGUUGAAUGAUUGGCUAAAGCAACUUGUUGUGGAUUUGGAAAAUGUAAAUUUAGAACAUUAUGAAAAUAAAAGUGAUUUAAUGUUAUUUGAACAUUUUAAAAGAAUCAAACAAUUUCAACAUGGUGAUGAUAAUGCUAUUGAUAGUAAUAACAAUCCUACUAAAAGCAACAAUAGUCAUGAUUUAAACAAACGAAUUCAACCAAAACUAGAUAUAACAAACACAAAAUCCAAAUCAUUAGGUUUACAAAAAUGUCCUCCGAUUUCUGAAGAUUUAAUUAAGUUAAACAUUAAUUGGUUAAGAAAUACCAGUUAUUUGGAUGAGACUUAUUAUCAGCAAAUAAAUAAAUCUUUACGAAAAAACAAUAAAAAAAUGAAUUUGACCAAUAACGAGGCAGAAACAGGUUUAUUAGGAUGGAUCUGUGUCACUGCACCAUUGAUGGUCUUUUUUUUUAUAAUUGAUGUAUUGUGGAGCAUCUUGUCAAAAAACUUUUGGGAGAUUGGAUUCAUCUUAGGAUGGUUUAUAACAGUCAUAUUUGUUGAUGAUAAGAAUAUCAAUAAUAGAGAAAAAUCUCAAAAUAAUGAAGAAAAUCCCAAAAGAAUAAUUGUCAAUAGAAAAAAACGUUUGAUUAGAAGAAGAGUUGUUAAUAAUGGAAAUUAA